This is a messenger RNA of Lithohypha guttulata, 465 nucleotides long. RefSeq lists its product as uncharacterized. The transcript has 2 exons. The record is from RefSeq and is a predicted model, not a curated record. Lineage: Eukaryota; Fungi; Ascomycota; Eurotiomycetes; Chaetothyriales; Trichomeriaceae. The coding region runs from base 1 to 465 and encodes 154 amino acids.
AUGGAAGAUCGCUUGCGUUUGACGCCUAAGAUCUUAGCUGAGGGCUUCGCGGGACCAGAAGCAGACUCACCUUGGGCUAGGACCUUCGAGCAAAGAGGAGCGAACAAGCAGUACCUCAAAGCGUGGCGCGCAGCGAACAAAGUUAAGCAAGCCGAGGCAAUCACGAAGUCACACAAGCCUUUUAGUUUCGUUGCGCCGUCUGAGUCCCUCGAUGUUACUCUCAAGGGCAAUUUUGUUUUGCAAAAGUCAGUACUGUUUUCCAAUUUCACCGACAAGGCCAACCAGGAUGUUCAAUCGAAGGAUGCUAGCUCGGUCUUGAAGGUCGACAAGGGCCUACUCGUUGAAGACAGCGAUGAUUUCGAGGGUGCCGAUGCUACAGCUGAUGAAGGUAUUACUGACUCUGACGAGGACCUCGAUAAGGAGAAUGUACCACCAUCGGUGGUAGACGACAGCGACGACUUCUAG